AUGGCGUAUUAUCGCACAUCAUCAGCCUAUAAGUGCCUACUGCUGAGCCAAGGCAUUUCCUCAAGAAGAACAAUGCUGUUAAUAAAAGUCAUGAGCUGCGUCUUGCCAAUCGUCGCUAGUCUAAGGACACAACGGUCGUCCGGCACAUUGGUCGAUUUCACUGAUCCCAAGGUCCAAGGUCAUCUUGACGCUCUGGUCCGAAUGGCACAGUCCUGCGUCAUCAAAGUCCGAGCAACUCCUAAGGAUGUGAGAGCAUACUUUACCAACUCCUCACCAGUGUCCAGAUCUGGACAAUGCUUUGCCGCCUGCAUGCUGGAACAGAGUGACGUCAUUAACCAUGGAAAGGUAAACAGAGAACUUCUAGUCCACCUCGCAAGCCUGGUGAAUGGCAAGAACUCCCGCGUGGUUCGCAAGCUGAACACCGUCUCUCGGCUCUGCCUGGACAGCAUCGAAGGCAUGUCAGACAGAUGUCAACUGGCCUCAACCUACAAUGACUGCCUCAAUGAGAACAUGAUUGAGUUCGCCUUCCCCCUGGACAUAGCUGAAGAAGCUGUUAGAAAGAUGCCUUUCCACUUAAUACAACCAAAGUUGCCUAAAGUCAAUCAAAAUACACGACGAAUUUUGGAAUAG
Molecule: messenger RNA, 630 nt
Organism: Spodoptera exigua (beet armyworm)
Lineage: Eukaryota; Metazoa; Arthropoda; Insecta; Lepidoptera; Noctuidae
Source: the annotation of a GenBank genome assembly